This is a messenger RNA of Oncorhynchus kisutch (coho salmon), 2317 nucleotides long. RefSeq names its product WD repeat domain 21 (gene wdr21). Gene Ontology annotation, molecular function: protein binding. Gene Ontology annotation, cellular component: Cul4-RING E3 ubiquitin ligase complex. The transcript has 14 exons. The record is from RefSeq and is a predicted model, not a curated record. The coding region runs from base 103 to 1644 and encodes 513 amino acids. NCBI's taxonomy places the organism in Eukaryota, Metazoa, Chordata, Actinopteri, Salmoniformes, Salmonidae.
GCCGCAAAGAGGGCCACUAUUGUGAGCGAUAAAGCCAAUGAGGGUUAGGGGCGGGUGUUAACUUGGUCACGUGGGUGCAACGUUGUAGCAGCAAUAGCAGGGAUGAAGAAAGGGAAUUGGCGUGACAGGGGCAGGGACCGUAGGCGACUCGGUUACCGCUCUGACUGGCAAAGGGACAGGACACAGGAACAAAGGUAUGGCAGCAGUGAAGCAGGCCCCUCCUACAGAGACAGGACCCCAGAGAAUAGGUCUAUUUCUAAUAGUGCAGCCGCCUCCUCCUCCUCCUCCUCCUCUGCUGCUCCAGAGCUGCCGGGGUUCUACUUUGACGCUGAGAAGAACCGUUACUUCCGGCUGCUGCCGGGCCACAACAACUGUAACCCUCUGACCAGAGGGCUGCUGCAGGAGAGAGAGCAGGAGAAACACAGGGCCAGGAUGAUCACUGAGGACGAGAGGCCCAGGAAGAAAGCACCAAGAGCAGGCCUGAACUCAGCUCUGUUGCUGCAGAAAAGACACCUGGGUCUGCUGCCUGGGAACUCUUACAGUAGGCUGAUCCAUGAGGUGAAGGUGAGUGGGAUGAGACGUCACAGACUGGAGGUCCAGAGCUCUGAAAGCAGCAGUCCCAACACAGACCACUUUAGACUCAUAGUGGGUGACUCUGCAUGUGAGCGUGUGUUCACGGUUAACGACGUGUCUCACGGAGGCUGCAAGUACGGCAUCAUGAACUUCAGAGGCUGCAGCAGGGGCUCCCUGUCCGUCAAGAUGUGUGACAACCUCUACUUUACAAACAGAAAGGUGAACUCUAUCUGCUGGGCCUCCGUCACCCACUCUGACUCACACGUCCUCCUGUGUCUGGUGGGCAUGGCAGAGACUCCUGGCUGUGUCAGUUUACUACCAGCCUCGCUCUUCAGCAACUCCAACCCGGACCAGCCGGGGAUGCUGUGUAGUUUUAAGAUCUCUACAGCCUGGUCCUGUGCCUGGUGUCUCAACCCUCAGGCUGACAAAACAUUUAGCACGGGUCUGUCUCGCAGGGUGAUAGUGACAGACGCAGUGACGGGCAGGAGACAGACCUAUGGCAUCAGCAGUGAUGUGCUGGCACAGCAGUUUGCCCUCAGGGCUCCGGUCCUGUUUAAUGGCUGCAGGUCAGGAGAGAUCUUCAGUAUCGACCUGCGUCAGAGAGGCAGACGGGACCACAGCUGGAAGGCCUGCCGGUUCUCCCAGGACUCUGCUAUCACCUCCGUACGAAUACUACAGGAUGAGAACUACCUACUGGCCGCGGACAUGAUUGGAGAGAUCAAGCUGUGGGAUGUACGAGUAACAAAACCAGUGCGGAAGUACGAGGGUCAUCAUAACCAACACGCCUACUUACCCCUCCACGUCAACGAGGCUGAGGGACUGCUGAUGGCUGUGGGUCAGGACUGCUACACCCGUCUGUGGUCUCUGGGGGACGGCCAGCUCCUGAGGACUAUCCCAUCUCCCCACCCUGCUGGAAAGGACAUGAUCCCCAGCGUGGUCUUCUCUUCUCAGCUAGGAGGCAACAGAGGCCUGCCUGGUCUCCUCAUGGCUGUCAGGCACGAUCUGUACUACUUCCCUUAUAACAGUGACUACCAGGAGGGAGGAGGGGUAGUGACUCAGGCAGCCUACUAGGGGAGGGCUUGCCUGAGGCAGCCUGCUAGGGGAGUGCUUGACUGAGGCAGCCUGCUAGGGGAGUGCUUGACUGAGGCAGCCUGCUAGGGGAGGGCUUGACUGAGGCAGCCUGCUAGGGGAGGGCUUGACUGAGGCAGCCUGCUAGGGGAGGGCUUGACUGAGGCAGCCUGCUAGGGGAGGGCUUGACUGAGGCAGCCUGCUAGGGGAGGGCUUGACUGAGGCAGCCUGCUAGGGGAGGGCUUGACUGAACCUUUCUUUGCAAAGUAACUGGAAUGAAGGAGACUCUUACUGCCUAAAGUUAUCAGCCUGGAGCUUCAAGACUUCAAGUGGAGAGUUGGGUCUGACCGUAGAGCGUUGGGUCUGACCGUAGAGCUGCGAAGUGGAGAGUUGGGUCUGACCGUAGAGCUGCAGGUGGACUGCUGGAACAUGGAUCCAGGACUCUCUACUAUAUUUGUCUACCAGUGAACCCUGAAUUAUGUCCACAGAAACUGCAAUUCAUCAACUGCUAUUAUUGUAGUUGUUUUUUUGUCUUUAUAAUAAUAAUAAUAACGGUAAUUAUUCAUCUGAAACAGAUUUCAAUGAUGUUUAUAUGAUUCAAACAAUGUAUUUUAUCCAUGGUGAUUGAAUGGAUGGCUUGGAAUUAUUAAAAAACAGCAUUGUCAACAGACCUCCA